This is a messenger RNA of Hypomesus transpacificus, 3688 nucleotides long. It is a transcript of the gene ahr1a, whose product is annotated as aryl hydrocarbon receptor 1a. Gene Ontology annotation, biological process: regulation of transcription by RNA polymerase II. Bases 203 to 2806 code for a protein of 867 amino acids. Gene Ontology annotation, molecular function: nuclear receptor activity; transcription cis-regulatory region binding; protein dimerization activity. The record is from RefSeq and is a predicted model, not a curated record. Lineage: Eukaryota; Metazoa; Chordata; Actinopteri; Osmeriformes; Osmeridae. The transcript has 11 exons. Gene Ontology annotation, cellular component: transcription regulator complex; aryl hydrocarbon receptor complex; nucleus.
GGCGAAUCUGUUACCUGCACAUCUACGUCAGAAAGUAAACACCACACACGCACGCGUACUGAAACACGAAAAAGACGAUAACCCCUCCUUGCUAGUUGCUAGUAGUUAAGUAAAAUGUAACACCGCCGUUUAAGUGUUAUGCAAACAGAUUUGUAAAGUUGGCAGGUCAGAAGAGCCAAUCGACACCUGUAGAUCUUGGAAAAUGAAUACCAAUGGCAAUAUUUAUGCAAGUCGCAAGAGGAAAAAGCCACAGAAAAGUGUUAAGCCAGCUCCUGAAGGCGCUACAACUAAUCCCUCUAAAAGACACCGGGAUCGUUUAAAUAGGGAGUUGGAGCGAAUUGCCAACCUGCUACCUUUCCCUCGAGAUGUCAUAUCCAAACUAGAUAAACUGACUGUCCUAAGGCUCUGUGUCAGCUACCUGCGUGCAAAGAGUUUCUUUAAUGCGACCCUAAAAUCCACCACCAAAGAGGGUAAUAGCCUGAAAAAGGUUGGACCAGAACUUACCGAAGGAGAGCUUCUAUUGCAGGUGCUGAAUGGGUUCAUACUGGUCGUGACUGCGGGCGGAACCGUGUUCUACGCGUCCUCAAACAUUCAGGAUUACCUCGGCUUCAACCAGUCAGAUGUCAUCCACCAGAGUGCUUACGACCUCAUCCACACUGAAGACAGGGGUGACUUUCAGAGACAGCUUCACUGGGCCCUGAACCCUACCGCCCCUCUAGACACUGGGCAGCUAGUGACAGCCUCUGACGAGUCGGCGCGUCCGCUGACGUGCUACGACCCAGACGCCCUUCCACCCGAGAACUCGGCCUUCCUGGAGCGCAGCUUCGUCUGCAGGUUACGCUGUCUGCUGGACGACUCCUCGGGAUUCAUUGCCCUCAACCUUCAGGGACAUCUGAAGUUCCUGCACGGUCAGAAUGAGAGGGCAAAGGACGGCACCCCCGUUCCCCCCCAACUGGCCCUGUUUGCCCUGGCCACCCCCCUGCAGCCACCCUCCAUCCUCGAAAUCCGAACCAAAAACCUGAUCUUCAGAUCCAAACACAAGCUGGACUUCACCCCCACCGACUGUGAUGCCAGAGGCAAGAUGGCGCUGGGCUACACCGAGGCGGAGCUGUGUGAACGCGGCUCGGGGUACCAGUUCAUCCACGCGGCAGACAUGCUGCACUGCGCCGAGAACCACAUGCGACUGAUGAAGACAGGGGAGAGUGGACUGACUGUGUUCAGGUUGCUGACCAAGAACAGUGGCUGGAUGUGGGUUCAGGCCAACGCCCGGCUGGUCUACAAGAAUGGCCAGCCAGACUGCAUCAUCGCUUCCCAGAUAGUCCUCACGGAAGAGGAGGGGAAGGAGGACCUCCGAAAACGGACCCUGGAACGUCCCUUCUGUUUCACCACGGGCGAGGCCGUGCUCUACGACACCGCCUUCCCCAAGACCCUCGAGGACAGUUUCCCGGGGGACUCCGGCGCUCCGCCGAGCGACAACCUCGACAGCCCGCCCCCCAAACCCCUCGACCCCGACUCUCUGCUGGGCUCUCUGUUGAAGCAGGACGAGUCCAUCUACGUGUGCGUCGCCACGGACAACCAGCCUGCGCCUGCUCCUUCUCCUCAGGAGGAACCCGCAGCCCUGCCCGAGGAGGGAAGCGGGGGCAUCUUCUCCAGCAGGUGGCAGGAGAGUGUCCUCUCCCUGCCUGAGAUGGCUCUGUUCAAGCGGGAGCCCCAGGGCAUCCCGUCUGGGGACGGCAUGGACGGCGAGCUCUGGAGGUUCAUGAGAACCCUGGGCGUGGGCAGGGAGGACCUGGAGCUCUUCCAGCAGGACGACCUGUUCCUCGACGUGGACUUGGGAGGACGAGACGGUCGUCCGGACGCCACGGAUGAGAUCCUGACCUACGUGCAGCAGUCUCUGGGGAGGUCGGACUGCGUGUUGUCCUACAGCGCCAGGGGAGGGGAUCUGGACCCCAGCUUUGCAUGUCUGGAGCAGCAGAUCCCCAUGCAGCUGAACCAGCUGUCCGGGGAGCAACCAUCAGCCAAGCAUCCACAGCCCUCCCCAGACCCCCAAUGGAGGCCCCAAAAAUCCCAGCCCCUUAUGGUCCAUCAACCUCUGGACCAGUACCAACAGUACCAGGCACGGCCUCAGAAACUCAAAUCCCCCCUGAACACACCCCACCAAGGACUCCGUCUCCCACGGCCGCCCCUCAGCGGACGAGGGUCCGCCGAGGGUCUGAGCUCUCAGCCUAUCCCUUCGCAGCCGCUCGGUCACAGACUGAUGCACAUGCAGGUGAGCGAGGGCCACUCCCAAAGCCAACAGGCAGGAUCAGCCUCCCACAGCCUGGAGAUUCCUCCGCUGUUCCAGCCGGGCCUGCUGAGGCCCAGCCAACCCCACCACCAGCACCUCUGCCUGGGGGAACCCACCACGGGCCUCCCCCUCAACAAUCAACUGAACACGGUGUCAGUGAGCCGUCCUCCACAGCCGUCCACCUGGGUGGCCCCGGGCGUGGGGGACGUCUCUCCGCUGGACUUGGAGGAGCUGCUGAGCAGCCUGGACUCAGGGCAGCCUCUGGGGCAGGAUGGGGGAGAGGCAUGCUGGGGUUUGGAGGCCAGGAGCGUGUACCAGCUCCACCUGACUGACCCCCAUCUCUCCAGCCUGGGCCCGGCUGCGUACGGCCACCCUCAGGUGCUCGGUCUGGUCAGGGGCACAGAACAGCCCUUCCUCAUACAGAAUGGCAGCCGUGGGAUCCUCCAGGAGAGUCGCCCUGCAUCCCCAACAGAAGGAGACUGGACUGCCAGAGCAGCCAAAGCCCCAGGCCCCUGCUAACAGCUGGCCCUGCCCUGACCGCUCUCUGAGGGGAUUCAGAUGAGCCCGAGGCCCCGGAGCCACAUGUACAAAGACCAGAUGCUCCACCCCCAGGGCCCUGAGAAGAGGAGAGAGGCUGUGGAAACUGUCCCAAGGCCAGCUUAUCACGACCAGGCUGAGCCGGGGCUGAGCCCCACAGACUCACGGCUGCAAGCGGAGCCAAGACGAUCAGAGAGGCAGAAAGGCACUGGAUUUGAGGAAUGUAUCGUGCCAUCUCAUGAAAUGUGAUGUUAUGUUAGAUUAUAUGAAGGUGUUGAUUCAAUGAUGAACUACUGUCCCGGACAAUGAGAUGUAAAUACUAGACAAUGCACUACCUUCCCUUGGGGUAAUUAAGAUGAGAUGUCAAAUGUUCUUUACCUUCUUGUAGCAUUCUGACCAUAUAUGAUGAGGAAAGCCAAGUUUUGUAUGUCACCAAUAUUAAUUAUGCUUUGUAUGUCUUUUGAAGCACUUUAAUGCAUUGUAAUGUCGAUUUAAUCUACAGAAUGGAGGCUUAAACUAAAUUGGCCGCGUUAAGAAGGUUCGUUAAGAAGCUCUUAGCGCUAAGAGCUUCUUAACGAAUCUGGGCCAUUAUCAAUCCAAAUAUCUGAUCUGGUAUAGGAUAUUGCUACAUGCCAGUUUGAAAAACGAAUGAUCUUUGAUGUUUUAGAUUUUUGUACAAUAUUUGUAAGUUAUCCGUUUUCUCUGUUGUCUACUAAUGCUCAAUUUCCCAAGUGCAACAUUUUCAACAUCAUUAAGUCAGGUGGCUUAGCGGUUAGGGAAUCGGUUUAGUAAUCCCAAGGUUGCCAGUUCGAUUCCUGGCCAUGCCAAAUGAUGUGUCGUUGGGCAAGGCACUUCACCCUACUU